Molecule: messenger RNA, 1011 nt
Organism: Daldinia childiae
Lineage: Eukaryota; Fungi; Ascomycota; Sordariomycetes; Xylariales; Hypoxylaceae
Product: Cytochrome c heme lyase
Exons: 3
Coding region: 1-1011 (336 amino acids)
Biological process (GO): cytochrome c-heme linkage
Cellular component (GO): mitochondrion
Molecular function (GO): holocytochrome-c synthase activity
Source: RefSeq, a predicted model, not a curated record
AUGGGUUGGUUUUGGGCAGACGGUUCUCAAGUCGGGGCCCGAUCACAGCCUUUAUCGCAUCGCUCCUUUGGAUCACAAGAUGGAGGGCGUAUACCCCCUCCAGGGUGUCCGAUGCAUAAACACCAGAAGUCAGCCGAUGCAUUAACUUCUCCCCCAGCUGCCUGCCCAGUGAAGCAUACCCCCGAUGCUACUAAACCUCCCUCGGCAUGUCCUGUGCCCCAUGAGUCUAGAGGUGAUUGGAAAGAAGAACGCGAUUCACAAUCGACAUUUUCGAAACUGAACCCUCUAAACUACAUGUUUCGCGACCUUUCGCAAACACCGGCUCCAGAUCAAACACAAGCUCUCCCUACCUCUCGAGAACCUUCAACUAUUCCCAGAGGCGAUGGCGACGGCAAUUGGGAAUACCCAUCGCCCCAGCAGAUGUACAAUGCUCUUCUUCGCAAGGGUUACACAGACACAGAUGUUACUGCGGUAGAGAGUAUGGUGAGUGUGCACAAUUUCCUGAACGAGGGAGCAUGGGCCGAAAUUAUGGACUGGGAAAAGCGAUUCGCGGGAGGUCUAUACAAGGGAUGGCGUUUGUGCAGUCAUGGUGAACAAAACUUUGAGAAUAUGGCGAAAAAAUAUGGAUAUGAGAAAGAAAUGGAGGAUUUGAGCCCGAGCCUUGUUAGGUUCCAAGGGCGACCGAAGGACUUGACGCCGAAGGCUACUAUGUUCCAAGUCAUGGGUUGGAUAUACCCUGCAGCAUUUGGUACCGAGCCACCAUUCGAUCGACACGAUUGGUACGUAUCCCGAGAUACGGACGGCCAACGGAAAGAAGUUCGUUACAUUAUUGACUACUACUCUGGACCACCUGAGCCUACGGGAGAGCCUGUAUUCUUCCUUGAUGUUCGACCUGCCAUGACACCGAGUGGAGCAGCUGAGAGAGCAUUAAGAUGGGGAUGCGAUGUAUGGUGGAAGGCUAUAGGAGGUGAUGCCCGCGAGGAAGAAAAACUGAGGAAGAUAAAAGGGUAA